Molecule: messenger RNA, 2667 nt
Organism: Ambispora gerdemannii
Lineage: Eukaryota; Fungi; Glomeromycota; Glomeromycetes; Archaeosporales; Ambisporaceae
Source: the annotation of a GenBank genome assembly
AUGAACAACUACAAGUUCACUGAUAAAGCAGAAAAAACAAUUCAAGAUGCUCUAGAAACCGCGAGAGAACAUUCUCAUGUACAAGUAACACCAGCUCACAUUGCUGUCGCACUUUUAGACAGCACGGAUGGUGAAUCACUUUUUAAGAGUCUUAUAAAUAAGGCGGGAGGAGACUCGUUGACGACAGAAAGGAACUUUACGAAACUGCUUGUGAGACUUCCAAGUCAAGAACCCGCGCCGGUUGAUAUAUCACUUAGUCCACAAACUAGUAAGGUAAUUCGGGCCGCGCAUGAUAUUCAACAAAAACAAAAGGAUAGUUAUAUCUCGCAAGAUCAUCUUAUUCUGGCAUUGACUGAGGACCCACCAUCCCUGCAAGCACUUACCGACUCAGGAGUUACUAAAAAGGCGUUGGAAGUUGCUAUUGCACAUAUUCGAGGUAAUCGGCGAGUCGAGUCAAAGAGCUCCGAUGAGAAUUACGAAGCUUUAAAUAAAUAUGCGAUUGAUUUGAUUGAGCUUGUGAAAAGUGGAAAGCUUGAUCCAGUAAUUGGUCGAGAUGAUGAAAUUCGCCGUGUAAUUCGUGUUUUGGCAAGAAGAACUAAGAAUAAUCCAGUGCUGAUCGGUGAGCCUGGCGUAGGUAAAACUGCGAUUGUUGAAGGUCUUGCUCAGCGUAUUGUGCGAAAAGAUGUACCCAGAACAUUGGAUUGCAAAUUAUUUUCUUUAGAUAUGGGUGCUUUGAUUGCUGGUGCCAAAUAUCGUGGUGAAUUCGAGGAACGUUUGAAAGCAGUUUUGAAAGAAGUCACGGAUUCACAAGGGGGAAUAAUUUUAUUCAUUGAUGAGAUUCAUCUAGUUCUAGGUGCAGGAAAAGCAGAGGGAUCGAUGGAUGCCGCAAAUUUACUUAAACCGAUGUUGGCGCGCGGUGAAUUAAGAUGUAUUGGAGCUACCACUUUAAAUGAAUACCGCAAAUAUGUGGAAAAAGACGCAGCCUUCGAACGUCGAUUCCAGCAAGUAUUAGUGGGUGAACCCUCAGUAGUUGAUACCAUAAGCAUUUUACGUGGACUAAAGGAACGUUAUGAAUCUCAUCACGGUGUAAAGAUUGCUGAUGCUGCUUUGGUGGCUGCUGCCCAAUUGUCUGCGCGGUACAUAACAAAUCGAUUCUUACCUGACAAAGCCAUAGAUUUAAUGGACGAAGCAUGUGCUAAUACUCGUGUUCAACUUGAUUCCCGACCUGAGAUUAUUGAUCAAUUAGAACGUCGUCAUCUGCAACUUGAAGUCGAAGCGACUGCACUUGCCAAAGAAAAAGACGAGGAAAGCCGUCAAAGAUUAUCCAAAGUUAAAGAAGAAAUGGCCGCCAUACAAGAGAAAUUAAGACCUUUAAAAGCUAAAUAUGAGCUUGACAAAGGUCGACUCGAUGAAAUUCGUGAACUAAAGCAAAAACUUGACGUUUUGAAAGCAAAGGUUAUAGAAGCAGAAAAUAAUUAUCAACUUGAAAAAACUGCAGAUCUUCGAUACUAUGCGAUACCCGAAGUCGAGCAACGGAUUAAAGAAUUAACAAAGGAGAAGGAGCAGCAAGAUUUUCAGAGAGCUGCUAAUCAGAAUGCUUUACCUGAUGAACAUCUCCUUACGGAUGUAGUUGGACAAGAACAAAUUAUGGAUGUAGUAGCUCGUUGGACCGGAAUACCAGUAUCACGAUUAUCAAAGACUCAAGCUGAACGAUUGCUCACAUUGGCUGAUGCUCUUCAUAAUCGUGUUGUUGGACAGGAUAAUGCGGUGCAAGCAGUUGCAGAUGCAGUACUACGAAGUCGUGCAGGAUUAGCCAAAGAGAAUCAACCAUUGGGUAGUUUUCUAUUUUUGGGACCAACAGGAGUAGGUAAAACAGAACUAAGUAAAGCACUUGCACAAGAACUUUUUGAUGAUGAAAAAUAUAUUGUUAGAGUUGAUAUGUCAGAAUAUAUGGAAUCACAUUCAGUCGCUCGAUUAAUCGGCGCUCCACCAGGUUAUGUUGGUCACGAAGAAGGUGGUCAGUUAACAGAAUCUGUUCGUAGACGUCCAUAUAGUGUAAUUCUAUUUGAUGAAGUGGAGAAAGCACAUGUUCAGGUGUUAAAUAUUUUAUUACAAGUAUUGGAUGAUGGCCGUCUUACAGAUGGUCAAGGUCGUGUUGUCGAUUUUAGCUAUUAUCAUCUACAAGGAUUAACCACCGAUCAAAUUGAUGACAAUAUUAAAGAAGCUGUUAUGAGUGACGUUAGACGACACUUUCGACCAGAGUUUCUGAAUCGUCUGGAUGACACCAUUAUCUUCACGCCACUUGGACGUCAACAUCUUCAUAAGAUUGUUAAGAUCCAAGUGGAACGUGUAGCUAAACGUCUUGAAGAUCGACGUAUCACAUUACAAGUAGAUGAAAAAGCUUUAGAUUGGCUUGCGGAAAACGGAUAUGAUCCUGUUUAUGGAGCUAGACCACUAAAUAGGCUAGUCAAAACCAAGAUCUUGAAUCCUUUAAGCCGACUUUUAAUUGAUGGAGGAAUUCGCAACGGCGAAACUGCAAAGGUCACUGUCACUCCUCAAAACACAGACGUGUUUGUCGUCCGAAAUCACGAUGGUCCAGAAAGUCUUGAUAAGAUGGCAAUUGAUAAUGAAGACCAGGAAGAAAUGUAUGCGGAUAAUGAAUUGUAA